AUGUCGCGCGCGGCGCACGACGCCGUGCGGAGCCACCUGGACCUCGGCGGCGAGGAGGUGUCCGCCGGCGCCGCGGCCCAGCUCGUGCGCGAGUGCAAGACGGACCGCCAGGCCGCGGCGGCGCUCGCCGCGGCGCACGACGGCGUCGUGCGGGCGGGCUUCAGCGCGGCCGACGCGUCGCGGGCCCUCGCCUGCGUCGCCGCGCGGCGCGGCGCGCGCGCGUCGCUCGCGCGGCACGCGCUCGACUGGCUCUGCCUCCGCCUCGACCACGGGUCGCUGCCGCGGGCGUUCCGCGAGGACGACGAGGACGAGCGCAAGGGCCCGGACACGAGCCACGUCACCCUCGACAUCGUCGCGGCGACCGCGCCCCGGCCGCCGCCGGCGCCGGAGGCGCUCGCGCGGGACGCGAACGCGGACGUCGACGACUGGGAGGCCGCCGAGGACGAGGCCGCAGACGCGGCCGACGACGACGGCGGCGCCGCGGACCGCAAGGCCUUCGCGCUGCGCUACGCGGCGCAGCUCGCCGAGGCCGAGGUCGCCGAGGCGCGCGCCGAGGAGGCCAAGGCCGAGGAGCGCGCCGCGUGGGACGCGCUCCCCGCGGACGAGAAGCGGCGGCGCCUCGAGCGCGAGCUCGAGGCGCUGCGCGCGCGGCACCGCAAGCUCAAGCGCACGAAGCUCAAGCACGCGACCUGCGACAAGAAGACGGCCGUGCGCGACGAGGCCGCGGACAUCGGGGACACCAUCGCGGGGAUCGUGGGCGAGCUCGCGAAGCUGCCGCCGCCGCCGCCGAAGCACAAGAAGCAGCUCGCGCCGCGCGCGCCCGUCGACGACAGCGCGCCGGACCCGGAGGAGGCCCCGGCGCCCGUCGACGACGCGGGCUUCCUCGAGGGCGACCCCGGCGACGACGCCGCCGACGCGCGCGACCCGGCGCCGGCGCCGGCGCCGCCGGACGACGACGACGACGCCGUCGGCGACCUCUUCGCCGCGGCCGAGGCCGCGGCGGCGGUCGCGCCGCCCGUCGAGCACGCGCCCGCGGCGCCCGCGCGCGCCGUCGAGCCCGCCGUCGUCUGGAGCGGCGCGACGCCCCGGGAGAAGCUCGACCAGUGGUGCCGCGAGCGCGGCAACCCGAAGCCCCAGUACGAGGUCGCGUCGAAGGCGACGCUGCGCUGCCGCGUCUGGGCGCCCCAGCGCGAGCGCAUCCAGAAGAAGAACGCGCGCAAGGCCAAGGGCUGCGCGGCCGUCGGCCCGCCGACGCUCGUCGCAGGGCAGGACAAGAGAGCGAAAUUCCCAACUUCAAAGCCUCAUAUCUCGGCCGUUUUCCACUCGCUCGUCGCGACGGCGGACGUCGGCGACGCGAUGCUCGACCCCUGGGCGCGGAGCCGCGCGUGCCCCGGGGGCGCGUCGGGCGCGGGCCGCGACUUCGCCGCGACGAAGGCGCUCUACGCGCUGUCGCCGGAGCUGCCCCUCUACCGCGUGCUGCCCCCGCCGUUCCGGGGCUGGUGGCUCGACCGGCUCGAGGACGCGCGCGCGGCGCGCGACGCGGAGAACGCCAUCAGCGCCGAGGCGCGCCAGCAGCUCACGGACAAGAAAUUAGACGACGUGCUCCAGCAGGUGCUCGCGGCCAUGGAGGCGCGCGCCGUCGCGGGCGACGACGGCGGCGCGCCGCCGCCGCCGCCGGCCGCGGCGGCCGCGCCGCCGCCGCCCACGGACGCCUGGGAGGACCCGGCGCCGGCGACGGACUCCUGGGAGGACCUGCUCUCGAGCGACGACGAGGCCGCGGCGCCCGCGCCGUCGGAGGCGACGGCGAGCGUCGCCGCGCCCGAGGCCGCCGCCGCGCCCGAGGCGGCCGCCGCGGCGGACGCGCGGCGGCUCAAGCAGACCAAGGCCGGCGACGAGUGGAAGGCGUGGUGGCUCGCGCGGAAGCGGUCCAAGGGCUACAGCGCCAUGCGCGAGACGCGGAGCGCGCUGCCCGCGGCGAAGUCGCGCGACGCGUUCGUCGACGCCGCGGCGUACGCGGCGUCGCCGCGCCACGCGGACGGUAUUGUUGUUUGCGGCGAGACGGGCAGCGGCAAGACGACGCAGCUGCCCCACUUCAUCCUCGACUCGGAGCUCUGCGCCGGCGGCCUGCGGGCGUCCGACGUGCGCAUCAUCGUCACGCAGCCGCGGCGCGUCGCGGCGACGUCCGUCGCGCGCCGCGUCGCGGAGGAGUGCGGCGAGGACGACGUCGGCGGGCUCGUGGGCUACCACAUCCGCCACGAGCGGCGCGUGUCGUCGCGGACGAAGCUGCUCUUCUGCACCGCGGGCGUGCUCCUGCGCAUGCUCCGGGGCUUCUCGGACGACGGCGACGGCGGCGACGGCGACGACGGCGACGCGUUCGUCCGCGGGGCGACGCACAUCAUCCUGGACGAGGUCCACGAGCGCGCCGCGGACAGCGACCUGCUGCUGGCGGCGCUGCGGCGCGCCGUCGCGGCGCAGCGCCGCGAGGCCGCGGCGCGGCGGCGGAAGCUGACGUUGGUGCUCAUGUCCGCGACGCUCGACGCGAAGCUCUUCCAGAAGUACCUGGACACGGGCACGGGCAAGGCGGCGACGCCGACGCCCGUGCUGUCCAUCUCGGGCCGCGCGCACCCCGUCGCGGAGUACUUCCUCGAGGACGUCGUCGCCGCCGCGGGGCACCGCCACGACUUCGGCGGCGCGGCGGGCUUCGCCGAGUCGGGGCCGGGCCCGUCCGUGCGCGUCGCGCGGCGCGACGGCGGCGACGACGGCCGCCUCGAGCGGGCCAUGGCGCGCUACCGCGACGAGGAGGCCGAGCCCCACUCGGGGAACGCGCGGCUCGACUACGAGCUCGUCGUCGCGGCCAUCGAGUCCGUCGUCGACGGCGACUUCGCCGACGGCGCCGGGGACAGCGACGACGCGGCGGGCGGCGACGCGCGGCGGGCCGCGGGCGCGGGCACGUCGACGCUCGUCUUCCUCCCCGGCGUCGCGGAGAUCCGCCGCGUCGCGGACCUGCUCCGGGGCGGCCGGCGGUUCGCCGACGGCUUCGUCGUGGCGGAGCUCCACGCGAACGCGGCGCGCGACGAGCAGCGCAAGGCCUUCGACCCGGCGCCGCCCGGGUGCCGCAAGGUCGUCCUGGCGACGAACGUCGCCGAGAGCUCCGUGACGCUACCCGACGUCACGGCCGUCGUCGACUGCGGCCGCGUCAAGGAGGUGCGCCACCACACGGGCGGCUCGGAGAAGCUCUUCGCCGCGUGCCCCACGCUCCUCACGUCCUGGUGCUCGCGCGCGUCCGCGCGGCAGCGCUGCGGCCGCGCGGGCCGCGUCCGGCCCGGCGUCUGCGUGCGCCUCUACAGCCGCGAGCACUACGACUGCCGCCUCGCGGACCACCAGGAGCCCGAGCUCAUGCGCGUGCCCCUCGAGGAGCUGCUCCUCUCCGUGAAGCUCGCCUGCGACGACGCGCGCGCGACGUCGUCGACGUUCUUCGGCUCCGCGGCGGAGUGGCUCGGCGAGUGCCCGCAGCCGCCGCCGACGCACGCGCUGAGCGCCGCGCUGUCCGAGCUCGUGAGCGUCGGCGCCCUGGCCCACGCCGUCGAGGGCGAGGACGACUCCUGGGCGGCCAUGGAGGCGUCGCUGGGCGCGGGCUCGGACGCGUCGCUCGCGCUGACGCCGCUGGGAAGGCACCUCGCGCGGCUGCCCGUGCACCCGCGCCUCGGCAAGAUGCUCGUCUACGGCACGCUCUUCGGCUGCGUCGGCCCCGCGGCGUCCGUGGCCGCGGCCGUCGGCGCCGCGGGGCGCGCGGACGCGCUCUUCGCGCCGGACGCGACGCGGUCGCAAAAGGCCGCGCGCGCGCGCCUCGCGCCGCCGCGCGCGGACCUCGUCGCCGCGGGCCGCGCCCUCGACGCCUACCGCGGCGAGCCGGGCCAGCGGGGCCGCGCGGCCCUCGCGCGGGAGCUCGGGUUACACGAGCCCGCGGUCCGCGAGGCGCUCGACGCGCGCGACAACUUCGUGGCGCUCCUCGAGCGCGCGGGGCUCCUCGACCGCGGCGCGUCGGGCCGGCGCGACGCGCCGGCGAACCGCCACGCGGCCAACGCGAACGUCGUCGCGGCCGUGCUGCUCGGGGCCCUCGCGCCGCACGUCGGCCGCGUCGACGCCGCGGCGAGGGCCGACGACGGCGCGGCGAUCCGCGGCGCCGCCGUGGAGCUCAGCGUGCCCCGGGUGGCGUCGGCCCGCGCCGCGGGCGACGCCGACGCGCCCGCCGCGGGCGCCGCGCCGAGGCGCAAAGCCGUCAAGUUCGACAGGGCGAAGCUGAGCCCGUCGUCGUUCCUGGCGCUCGCCGACCUCGACGCGGCCGCGUGCCACGUCGCCUUCUUCAGCCGCCGCUGGGACACGAACCGGAGCAAGCUGCUUUUAGGCGGCUGCGCCGUCGCGACGCCCUUCGCGCUCCUGCUCAUGUACCCGGGCGACCUCGAGGUGCGGCACGCGGCGCGCGAGGCGACGCUCGCCAACUGGAUGACGCUGACCAAGGUGCCCGCGCGCACGGCCGUGCUCCUGCGCGAGCUGCGCAAGCAGCUCGGCUCGACGAUCCAGGCCCUCUUCGAGGCGCCCGCGGCCAACUCCGACGAGGCCGCGGCCGCGACGAUCGACGUCGUCGCGCGGCUCCUCGCGGAGGAGCCCACGCGCGCGAUCCUCGGCGAGUAA
Aureococcus anophagefferens is the source of this 4692-nucleotide messenger RNA. RefSeq lists its product as hypothetical. Lineage: Eukaryota; Pelagophyceae; Pelagomonadales; Pelagomonadaceae. Gene Ontology annotation, cellular component: intracellular anatomical structure. Bases 1 to 4692 code for a protein of 1563 amino acids. Gene Ontology annotation, molecular function: RNA binding; ATP binding. The transcript has 2 exons. The record is from RefSeq and is a predicted model, not a curated record.